AUGGAGUCCAACGCUGCCAACUACGUCGCUGAGACCGUCCAAGGUGCCACCGCCACCACCUCCAAGGAGGCCAACAAGUCAGUCGCCAAGGACAGCGACGCAAGCAUCGGAACCCGCGCCAGCGCCGGUAUCGAUGCUGUUAAGGACAAGGCCGAUGAGUCAGGACACAACACCAAGGCUGAUGUCCACAAGGAGGCUGCCAAGCACUAG
Messenger RNA from Sclerotinia borealis F-4128, 210 nucleotides. Lineage: Eukaryota; Fungi; Ascomycota; Leotiomycetes; Helotiales; Sclerotiniaceae. The record is from the annotation of a GenBank genome assembly.